AUGUCGGACUUUCCAAAGCACAACGGGUCCUUCAACCCAAACGCAUAUCGCAGCCAGGCUGCGUAUGACGCCCACCUGAAGGCUUCCCGUGUCGCCAAUGCCGCUCACAAAUCCAGCAUCGCCUUCAAACCGAACAAUGAUCACCACCAAGUCCGCGUCAACACCGAAUCUCACAAGGCCGGCAACGCUCCGGCCUUCAACCGAAACGGUUAUCGCGCCGACACUCGUGUCGUCAACAACGACUUUCCCAAGCCCCGCAACGCCUUCAACCCGAACGGCUAUCGCAGCCAGGCUGCGAAUGGCGCCUCCAACAACACUUUCCGUGGCAAGAAGCAAUUCCAAAAGCGCUACAACGGACAGGCCACCCAGAAGGCGGGAACUCCCAGCAGCAACGAGACCGACAACACUCAUGAGCCCCACUUUAUGUCAGACGCAGAAGUUAGACAGUGGUUCGCCGAAGCGGAAGCGGACUAUGAGAGGGACAAGAAGGUCCCAGCCGGGGGUCAUACCCCCGACUUCAGCGCGUUCCGCAGGACGUUUGAUACCUCAAAGACCAAGGUUGGUGGUCUGAAGGAUUCGAUGCACGCGCCGAAGAAAGUCUCGGGCUCGGAACCUGCUACGCCCAAGGGUGGCAACUGA
Molecule: messenger RNA, 639 nt
Organism: Neurospora tetraspora
Lineage: Eukaryota; Fungi; Ascomycota; Sordariomycetes; Sordariales; Sordariaceae
Exons: 2
Coding region: 1-639 (212 amino acids)
Source: RefSeq, a predicted model, not a curated record